Messenger RNA from Cyprinodon variegatus (sheepshead minnow), 1220 nucleotides. RefSeq names its product NAD kinase 2, mitochondrial (gene nadk2). Gene Ontology annotation, molecular function: NAD+ kinase activity. Gene Ontology annotation, biological process: NAD+ metabolic process. Gene Ontology annotation, cellular component: mitochondrion. The coding region runs from base 60 to 971 and encodes 303 amino acids. NCBI's taxonomy places the organism in Eukaryota, Metazoa, Chordata, Actinopteri, Cyprinodontiformes, Cyprinodontidae. The transcript is spliced from 9 exons. The record is from RefSeq and is a predicted model, not a curated record.
GAGUUCUGCAGCAGGAUGAACGCACUGAAUAACUGCAGUUUGUUUUAGGGGACGGGACGAUGCUGCUGGUGGCCAGUAAGGUUCUAAACAAGGACAAACCGGUGGUCGGAGUGAACACGGACCCAGAGAGGUCAGAAGGUCAUCUCUGCCUCCCUGUGCGCUACACCCGCGCCUUCCCAGAGGCUCUGGACAAGCUCUGCCGUGGUGAGUUCAGGUGGCUGUGGCGCCAGAGGAUCCGUCUGCAUCUGGAGGGAACCGGAAUAAACCCGACCCCGGUGGACCUGCACGAGCAGCAGCUGAGCCUGGAGCAACACAACCAGGCUCACCGGAUCACCACCAUGGACCACCAGAACAGUACGGGAAGCGGAACCUUACAGCAGACCUACUCCAAGUCCAGCCUGCUUCCUGUCAGGAGCCUGAAUGAAAUCUUCAUCGGGGAGUCUCUGUCGUCCAGGGCGAAGUUAAAACCCUUCAAACCACAUGUUAAACUCUUGCUCCAUAGGGCCUCCUACUAUGAGAUCUCUGUGGACGACGGUCCAUGGGAGAAACAGAAGAGCUCAGGACUCAGCAUCUGUACCGGAACAGGGUCCAAAGCCUGGUCCUACAACAUCAACAAGCUGGCUGAGCAGUCUGUGGAGGAGGUUCUGAAAAUAGGAGCGAAUCGGGCCGGAGUUAAACUCCCGCUCAGCCGGGAGUUCAUAGAAAGAGUAACCGACGAGUACAACGAGUCGCUGGUGUUCAGUCCUGAAGAGCGGCGCCUGUUCUACAGCGUCAGGGAACCCAUCAGCAACAGAGUGUUCUCUAGCAGCCGCCAGAGAGGCUUCGCCAACAAGGUGUGCGUUCGCUCUCGCUGCUGGGACGCCUGCAUGGUGGUGGACGGCGGCACCUCCUUCGAGUUCAACGACGGCGCCAUCGCCACGGUCAGCAUGAGCGAGGAGGACCAGCUCAGGACGGUCCUCCUGGAAAACUGAGACGGGUCAUAGCGGGGAGGGGGAGGGGCGUCAGAUCGAACCAAAGGGAAGUUCUGGGUUUCCUGGCCGCCAUGAAGGAGGCGGCGAUAGGUUCUAGUUGCCAUUGAUCCAGGAUCAGGUUGUUUAGUUCUUCUCAGACUCUAAACCCAUGAUGAUGAUGAUGAUGAUGACCUUCCUGUUCAUUGAAGGAGGAAAGUGAAGCUGCGUUAACGUCUGACUGAUGAUGCUAUUAUUUCUGCUCUGAUUUGG